AUGGCGCCAGUCGCGAAUUUGUAUAGCGCUGUCCACGCAGCGUGGACUGAGGGGCGGCUUGAGAAUGUCCUCGAGCGCCAAAAGCAGCUGGCCCUCCUGCACAGCAACGUGAAAAAGUCGACCGAACAACUGAUCGCAGCCAUUGUGCAAGAAUUACAGUCCAGCGAAGAAAGUGCGGCCGCAGAGCUUGAACUGAUUCUCGAAAAUAUCAAAUACCAUUACGAUGUUCUCGACUUCCCAGCAACGCUCACGAAAGAAGCCGCGGUGAGAAAAGGUUCCAGUAACAUGGAUAAUAGCGUUCCUCUUGGCCCGACUUUGAUCGACGCAAACCCUUUUGUACCGGUUGCAAGCACCCUAAUUCCGCUAGCUGCCGCCGUAGCAGCUGGUAGUGCGGUGUUGGUCCUGGCUCUUUCUGGGCUCCCUAUUCUCAAUACGGAGCUGCGAAGAAUCAUUUCAGCAAGUCUGGAUGUUGAAGCCGUGGCAAUUGUCCCCGACAAUUCUAGCGAUACUCGUGAGCAACUUUGUUCGAUGCGCUUCGAGGUUGCUGUCCUCCAGAAUUCGAGUCACUGGAAUGAUCUGCGGAAUGGGCUCUUCAUGACCAAUCCCACUAUCAGAGUCCAUUCACCAGCAACUGGAUUCCCCGCGGUCUUUGUGGAUCGCAGCACGCGUGACGUCGAGGCAGUCGCCAAACAUCUUUACCACGCAGUACUUUGCGCGCCUCGUCAUAAUCCUUCCAGAGUACCUCGACUUUGCUUCGUAGACGAAUCGAAGGCGAAAGACCUAGAGAGCUACCUUGUUCGAGCUGGCCCAGCCUCGAUUCGCCGCCUCGAGGUUGCCAAAGAUUGGCAGAGCACGCCACAGCUUUGCAAACUCCUUCAAACAGUCUUCCCCUCUUUAGUGAACAAGGCAAUCAGCCACGACACCUUCACUUCAGUGAUUGCUCUAGAAUCCUCAGACUCCAUUACAGUAGACAGUAUUGGUGCCGUGGCUCAGUCGAUGGCUAUGAGCGAUCGUGGAAUUCUGCUCAUUCCAAUCAGUAGCAUGGAUCAUGGCAUUGACAUCUUGAAUAAGCUGAACAAAGCUGGGCCCUCAGAGAUAGUAUAUGCUUUUGGCGACGGUAAAGCCGGUCUCUACGUCGGCUCGUUCGUAAAGACGCUGCAGGUCUGUAUCAACGAAGUGCCUGCGUGGUCCCUAGGUAAGAUCAAGAUCGUCCUCAAAACGAUCGGCAGGACUUUCUAA
Molecule: messenger RNA, 1239 nt
Organism: Colletotrichum siamense
Lineage: Eukaryota; Fungi; Ascomycota; Sordariomycetes; Glomerellales; Glomerellaceae
Exons: 4
Coding region: 1-1239 (412 amino acids)
Molecular function (GO): oxidoreductase activity
Source: RefSeq, a predicted model, not a curated record